AAAAUUUGUGUCUUUGCAGUGUUCUUUUAUUUAGCUAGAAGGUAAAUUAUUUAGCUUCAAGUUCGAAACAUGAGAAAAUAAUAAUUAUUAUGCACUUAAAAUUGACAAAUUAGGAUCGUUUAACUUUGUUCAAUAAAGGCUAUUUGUUACACCCAUUAAGGGUACGAGGUCUACAUGGAAACGUUAAAAGUAAUGCCUAAAUCACUUUCUGCUGAAAGUAAACAUUCCAGUAGGGAGAAUUCUCCGAACAGGCAUACACUCAAUGAAUCAGAACUGCAGAAAACAGCAUUGCAGAAUGAUGACAGUCCUACCCAACGCAAUAAUAAUGCUCCAAAAGUUCGAGAUAAAGAUGAAUCGAUACCGACACAUGAUAAUUCAUGUUUUGCUGAUGAUAUGAAAGAUCAUGAUGAAACGUGCGUUGCUUCUUCCCAACUGGAUGAAAAUGACGGAAAUUUGACAACUAUUUCCCAACUAAGUAAUGAUUCCUCGGAUAUAAAGCAUUUUUACAAAAGCCAUCAUAGAACAAGCAGUUCUCUUGCAUAUAAUCGCAUUACUACUAAAAUUGCAUGUACGAAAGAAUCCAUCAAAAAAGAACAGACUGCUCGAGACGCUAAUGUUAACGAGUACUUAAAACUGGCUGCAAGCGCUGAUAAGCAACAGCUACAACGGAUAAAAGCUGUUUUUGAGAAAAAGAAUCAGAAGAGUGCACAUAAUAUUUCUCAACUACAGAAAAAGCUGGAAUCUUACAGUAAAAGAUACAAAGACAUGCAGUACCAUCAACAUCAAAAACAGCAAAGCAUUCGCCAACCGAGAGAGAUGUUACGAGACGUGGGACAAGGAUUACGUAAUGUGGGAGGAAACAUACGUGAUGGAGUUUCCGGCCUUUCUGCCACAGUUAUGUCAAAGCCACGAGAGUUUGCCCAUCUUAUUAAAAACAAAUUUGGUAGCGCUGACAAUAUUAAUCAACUGUCAUCUACAUGGUACGCAGAUCACAACAUAAUGGAAAUCAACCGCGACUUGAACACAUCCCACUUGGACGACAACGUAUCAUUUCGUUACGAAAAUGUACUGAAUUCGACCCUGGGAGGAGAAUCAGAUACCAUUGGUAUAUCUAGUCCGGGUAUAAUAGGAGACCUGGAAGGAAAGUACAGCGAGCAAGGCAGUGACUGUAGCAGUGUCACAAGCGACAGCAUUCCGUUAAGCUCCGGAAAACAUCGCGUUAUUCGAAGUCACCAUUGCACUAAUAGUAAAGCAAUCAAUGAUAUUCGUGACGACUAUGAUCGGCUAAAAGGAAAAUUAGAUAGAUUAGAGAUCUUGCAUAAAGAUGUCAGUGAGUUAGCCAUGGCAUUAGAAACGGAACGCUACCGGGCGGAAAGGUUAGAGGAGCAAUUAAAUGACUUGACAGAACUACACCAGAAUGAAAUAGAAAAUCUAAAACAAGCCAUAGCAGAUUUAGAAGAGAAGGUUCAAUAUCAAAGUGAUGAGAGACUACGUGAUGUUUAUGAGAUAAUGGAGAAUUGUCAGACAAGGAUAUCAAAAAUAGAGCACCUGUCGCAGCAACAAUAUGUUACAGUGGAAGGAAUCGAUAAUUCUAACGCCAGGGCAGUAGUAGUCAAAUUAAUUAAUGUCGUGUUGACAGUGCUUCAAGUGAUAUUAUUACUCGUUGCAACAGCUGCUGGAAUAACUAUGCCUUUUCUUAAAACGAGGAUACGAGUAUUGACAACGAUCAUAUGCAUAAUAUCUAUAGUUUUUAUAAUAAGGCAGUGGUCAGAUCUCAGGAAUAUAUUAUUAAAUACAAUUGAUUUAAUGAUUAAUUCAAUACCGUUCAAAUAAAACAGUUUGUCAUUUCAAUA
This is a messenger RNA of Aedes aegypti (yellow fever mosquito), 1853 nucleotides long. RefSeq names its product transmembrane and coiled-coil domains protein 2 (gene Dmtn). Gene Ontology annotation, cellular component: endomembrane system. The transcript is spliced from 11 exons. The record is from RefSeq and is a predicted model, not a curated record. Bases 175 to 1833 code for a protein of 552 amino acids. Lineage: Eukaryota; Metazoa; Arthropoda; Insecta; Diptera; Culicidae.